Molecule: messenger RNA, 1199 nt
Organism: Aspergillus sclerotioniger CBS 115572
Lineage: Eukaryota; Fungi; Ascomycota; Eurotiomycetes; Eurotiales; Aspergillaceae
Exons: 2
Coding region: 29-1009 (326 amino acids)
Biological process (GO): protein folding; protein peptidyl-prolyl isomerization
Cellular component (GO): intracellular membrane-bounded organelle
Molecular function (GO): peptidyl-prolyl cis-trans isomerase activity; protein binding
Source: RefSeq, a predicted model, not a curated record
GAACUUUCGUGCUCUCUGCACUGGUGAAAUGGGAAUUGGUAGUCAGGGCAAGCCAUUGCACUUCAAGGGCUCCAUCUUCCACCGUGUGAUCAAACAGUUCAUGAUCCAGGGUGGUGACUUCACUGCAUUCAACGGCACGGGCGGAGAAUCUAUCUACGGCGAGAAAUUCCCAGACGAGAACUUUGAACUCAAGCAUGAUCGGCCUUUCCUUCUCUCGAUGGCCAACUCCGGUCCCGGCACCAACGGCAGUCAGUUUUUCAUUACGACCGUGCCCACCCCCCACCUGGACGGCAAGCACGUGGUCUUUGGUGAGGUGAUCAACGGCAAGAGCGUUGUUCGCAAGGUUGAGAACAUGUCCACCCAGGCCGACAAGCCUACCACCGACGUAACUGUCGUCGACUGUGGCGAGCUCACCGGUUCCGACUACGACAACGCAGACAAGCAAAUCCCCGACAGUACUGGCGAUCCUUACGAGGACUUCCCUGAUGACCACCAGGGCGAGGAACUGAGUGCCCCAGUUUGCUUCAAGAUCGCAUCUGAGCUUAAGAACUUCGGAAACACUGCCUUCAAGAGCGGAAACCUCGCUCUCGGUCUUGAUAAGUACCAGAAGGGUCUGCGCUACUUGAACGAGUUCCCGGAGCCGGAUGAGCAGGACCCCAAGGACUUGGACCCCCAAAUGAAGGCGCUCCGCUUCACUCUGCACUCGAACUCAUCCCUACUCGCCAACAAGCUUGGUCAAUUCAAGAACGGUCAAACCUGGGCUACUUAUGCGCUUGAAGUGGCUGCUGCUGCGAACGCCAAGGAUGCCGACAAGGCCAAGGCUCACUAUCGCCGCGCGGUCGCCUACAGCGGUCUGAAGGAGGAGGACGAGGCUCUUAAGGAUCUCCAGGAGGCUUCUCAAUUGGCUCCCGGCGAUGCUGGUAUCACCAACGAGGUUGCCCGGGUCAAGAAGGCUAUCAAGGACCGCCAGGCCAAAGAGAGGGCUACGGCUCAGAAGUUCUUCUCAUGAGAGACUGACGUCAUGAUUCAUGAUUGCAUGAUUUAAUCUUUCCUUAUCCAAAUUCCCGGCUUUGCAUAAAAAAAACCCCUUUACCACCAUUGCAUCGGCUCCACGGUGCACGAACGGAUUUCUUAUCGAAGACCUUGUUCAUCCUUGGGGGUUAGCAACGCACGGACUUUCCACUUCGCUUUGAGGUAGC